AAGGACGCCGUUUCAGAGCAGCUCCUCCUCCGCCUGCUCUGCAGCGCCUGCCAUUCAAUCAUCCCGCACACCCACCUCCCGCCUUCCAAACCGCCCUCCUCCGGCGAGCCUCCCUGCCGCUGACUCUCAGUCGGCAAGCCAGACGAAACCAGCCGCACUCCGAACAAAGGAGCCUCCCCGGCAGUCACAGGGCGGCCUGCUCGCCUCAGCCCUGGAGCCUGCGGCUGGGCUCGAUCGGUUAGGGAGGAAGCGGCCGUUCCUCUCGCCGACGCCGCAGAGAGCGUAAAUCCAGCCCCCGGCUCUACCCCGGCGCCUCGGCCGAGCCUGAGGCAGGUCCCCCUCGAUGGAGACGUCUGGAAGCCUCAAGCCCAUUCCCCACCCUGAGAUGUUCUUUCACAAAGUAGUCGAUGGCAUAUGUGGCCGUGCAUACCCUCGCUAUCAAGACUAUAACACUGUUUGGAAUUUGGCAGAGUGGAUGAAGGUGCUAGAACAAAGUGCUGCAUACUUCAAGAGUGCAGUUGGCAAAGAUCUUUCCGAUGAAGAGGCUCUUCAGCAGUUGAGUGAGCUGAGUUCUGACCAACAAAAAGCAGCAAUGACUUGCUUGAAAGCCAGAAGACACGAUAUCAGGCGUGCCCUGGUUGAAAAAACAAAUGCCAUCUGUUCUGCACAGCUCUUGGAUUUUGACUGGCAGCUGAAGCUUGCCCUCUCAAGCGAUAAACUAUCCAUGCUACAAAUGCCACUUCUAAACCUUGAUCUGGAUUUGGCAGAGAAUGGUGAUGUCAAGCUGUUCUCAAUAGAAAUGAAUAAGGAGGAGCUACAGAACCUGAUCAGUGCAUUGGAGGCAGCUAAUAAGGUUGUCCUCCAACUGAAAUGAUUCCAGCCACCUGCAGUGCCUCUCAAUGAAGAUAAAAGAAACGUAUAUUGUACAAAAUAAAGGAAUCGUACCUUCGAAUGGCUGAGGCAUUAGAAGUGUAAGAUAAAGGAUUAUUAUCAU
This is a messenger RNA of Pogona vitticeps (central bearded dragon), 994 nucleotides long. Lineage: Eukaryota; Metazoa; Chordata; Lepidosauria; Squamata; Agamidae. The record is from RefSeq and is a predicted model, not a curated record.